Messenger RNA from Electrophorus electricus (electric eel), 7024 nucleotides. It is a transcript of the gene pcsk5a, whose product is annotated as proprotein convertase subtilisin/kexin type 5a. Gene Ontology annotation, biological process: peptide hormone processing. The record is from RefSeq and is a predicted model, not a curated record. Gene Ontology annotation, molecular function: serine-type endopeptidase activity. NCBI's taxonomy places the organism in Eukaryota, Metazoa, Chordata, Actinopteri, Gymnotiformes, Gymnotidae. Gene Ontology annotation, cellular component: Golgi membrane; trans-Golgi network.
GUUGCAUAUUAACGCACUGAAUGCAUAGGGGAGCAAGUGUAAGGACACCGUAUCAUCCGGCGAAGAUGACGACUGGAGCGCUUUUUAGAUAUACGGUUUAUUUUGGAAUUAUAUUCCCGUUUAGCCACAUGCGAAUGUUCACGAAUAACUGGGCGGUAAGAAUAAGCGGAGGUCAUGAACAUGCUGAUGCAAUUGCUGAAAAAUAUGGAUUUGUUAAUAUGGGCCAGGUCGGUGGGCUGAGGGACUACUACCACUUCCUGCACCGAGAUACCAUCAAACGCUCUCCCAUAGCGAGCCAAGGGAACCAUAGUCUCAUUGCCACAGAGAGCCAGGUGGAAUGGAUCCAACAGCAGAUGGUUCAGAGGAGGGUGAAACGCACUGAAACAGCUCAGACCCACUCCACCCACUUUAAUGACCCACAGUGGGACAGCAUGUGGUACAUUCACUGCGACCAGAACUGUCCGACUGACAUGAACAUCAAGGCAGCAUGGAGAAGAGGCUACACGGGGAAAGGUGUAGUGGUCUCUAUUUUGGAUGAUGGUGUGGAGAGACAACAUCCAGACCUAAAGCAGAACUACGAUGCUCAAGCCAGCCAUGAUGUUAAUGGAAACGACCCCGACCCCACACCACGCUAUGAUUCCACUAAUGAAAACAAACAUGGGACAAGGUGUGCUGGAGUGGUGGCUGCCUCAGCUAACAACUCCCUGUGCAUGGUCGGAAUUGCCUACAAUGCCAGGAUAGGUGGUGUUCGUAUGUUGGAUGGUGAUAUGACAGACAUGGUGGAGGCCCAAUCACUUAGCCUGAGGCAAAAGUACAUUGAUAUCUACAGCUCCAGCUGGGGUCCGGACGAUGAUGGCAAAACAGUAGAUGGUCCCGGACCCCUUGCUCGCCUUGCUUUAGAGAACGGCAUACGCAAGGGCAGGAAGGGGCGUGGCUCCAUCUUUGUCUGGGCAUCAGGGAAUGGGGGGCGGAGCCAAGACCACUGCUCAUGCGAUGGCUACACCAACAGCAUCUACACUAUCUCUCUGAGCAGCACCACCCAGAGUGGCCACAAGCCCUGGUACCUGGAGGAGUGCUCAUCCACUCUAGCCUCCACCUACAGCAGUGGAGAGAGCCAUAGCCAAGGCAUCGUGACCACAGACCUGAGGCGGCAGUGCACUGACCAGCACUCAGGCACCUCGGCCUCAGCCCCCAUGGCUGCUGCAAUCAUUGCCCUUACCUUGGAGGCAAACCCACUGCUGACCUGGAGAGAUGUGCAGCACAUCAUUGUGAGGACAUCCCGCCGAGGUCACCUGAGUGCCCCAGACUGGCAGAGCAAUGGGGCUGGAUAUGAUGUGAGCCAUCUGUAUGGGUUUGGGUUGAUGGACGCGGGGGCAAUGGUGAAAGAGGCAGAAACCUGGAGACAGGUUCCUACUCAGCAUGUAUGUGAGGAAAACACUGGUCAGGAUGAAAGAGUCAUUAGUCCAGAAAGAGUGUUGAGGUUGGUCUAUAAGUCCUCAGGCUGUGCUGCCCAGCGUGGUCAGCAUGUGGCGUAUCUGGAGCACGUGGUUGUACGCAUCACAAUCACUCACCCGCACCGUGGAGACCUGUCCAUCACCCUCACCUCCCCCUCUGGGACCACAUCCCAGCUUCUUGCUGUUCGACCCAAUGACCACUCAGCCAAAGGCUUCAGGAAGUGGGAGUUCAUGACUACACAUUGCUGGGGUGAGAAGGCAACUGGAGACUGGAUCCUGGGGAUUAGAGACCUCCCAUCACUGAGGAGGAACACCCAACGACAGGGGAAAUUGUUAGAAUGGACUUUGGUGAUUUAUGGCACAUCUGGGCACCCAUAUGAACGGCACGAACAACCCCGCUCAGCUGAGAUGUCCAGCGAUUACAAUUCUGAAGAAUACAACAGUUCUUGUGACCCAGAAUGCAGUGAGGACGGCUGUGACGGUCCAGGCCCACUUCACUGCUUUUCCUGCUUGAAUAACGUUCUGAGGUUCAAGAAUGGCACUAGGACGUGUUUGUCUCAUUGCCCACAGGGCUUCUGGAGUGACCGGAAGCGCUGCAGGAAGUGCUUCCCCAGCUGUGCCACCUGUACCGGCAGCCUCGCUAAUCAGUGCUCCUCGUGCGAAGCCCAAUACUACCUUGACAAGGAGAGCAGCAGCUGCGUGACCAGCUGCAGAGAUGGAUACUACACCAGCCAUGAGGAGAAAUUGUGUAGGAAAUGCAGUGAGAGCUGUGUGAAGUGUACUUCACCCACUGUAUGCACUGAGUGCCCACAAGGCACAAGCCUUAUGGGGAACAGGUGUCGGAAGACUUGUGAGCCUGGUACCUUUUAUGAUGAGAGUAAUAAUGCCUGUGAACCAUGCCAUGAAGCCUGUGCUACAUGUGCAGCUGCAGGCAUAGAGUCCUGCAACCGCUGUGCUGUUGGGUAUCUGAUGGAGGAAUGGAAGUGUGUGUCCUCCUGCAGUCAAGGCUUUUACCUAAUGCACUCAGACCCCGCUAGACAGACCCAGAGCUCUUGUAGGAGGUGUGAUCCUAGCUGUCUGGAGUGUGUUGGACCAGGCAAAGGGAAUUGCAGUGCAUGUUUGGAUUGGCACUCACUGCAUAACGGGGCGUGUGUGCUGAUUCAUGAUUGUAGUACUGGAGAGUACCGGGAUGACUCUGGGAAUUGCUGGGCAUGUGAUAGAACCUGUCAUAAGUGCAAAGGGCCACAGAAUGAUGACUGCAUUUGGUGCUCAGCUUCCCGCUGGUUGGAUGAGGGCCAGUGUGUGGCACACUGCCCAAAGGGGAAGUACAAGUCCAGUGGGCAGUGCCAUGUGUGUGACCACACCUGUGGUCAGUGCAUGGACGCUGGCCCUGCCAGCUGCACCAGCUGUGACAAAGAUAAAUUUGGCCAGGACCGGUACCUGUAUGCUGGACAGUGCCUGGUUGCCUGCCCCGAGGCCCAUUUCUCCACCGACCACAAGACAUGCGAGCCGUGUUCAGAACACUGCAGGCUUUGUUCUUCUGCAACACGCUGCCUUGAAUGCAAGAGCUCCUACUACCUCAACCAAGGAAGCUGCACACAGCUUGAGUGUGGAGAGGGGGAGGUCAAGGACCCAGAGUAUAAUGAGUGCAUGGCAUGUGAAGAAGGCUGCAAGACGUGUGUCCUGUAUAACCCCAAACACUGCCUGUCCUGCAUUGAUGGAUAUUACAAGUAUGAGGAGGGUUGCUACAGGCACUGCCCUGCUAAGACAUACACUGUAGAAGAUACAAUGAGCUGUGUGGCUUGUCAACAAGACUGCAUCAGCUGUGAUGAGGAGGAGUGCCACUGGUGUGAGACCGACCUCUUCCUAUCAGAUGGGAUGUGCAUGCAAGAGUGUCCAGAGGGUUUCUACGGUGAUGAGAACACACAGAAGUGUGAGAAGUGUCACAAGGACUGCCAGAAAUGCAGCGGACCAGGAGACGAGGAGUGUGUGAGAUGCCGGGAUGGCCUGGUGCUGUCCAGUGGAGAGUGUGCGCGGGAGCAAGAGAGCUGCCCUGAAAAAACCUACCUCACUGAUGAUGGGGAGUGUGAGGCCUGCCAUUCCUCCUGUGAGGUGUGCUGGGGCAGCCAGAGGAACCAGUGCCGAGCAUGCAUCUCAGGGCGGUAUAUGAACGCAGACGAUCUGUGUGUCACCCGCUGCCCGAUGGGCACCUUUGGUAGUAAGAAGACUGGGCACUGUGAGCCAUGCGCGCAGGGCUGUGCCAUGUGCCAGGACCAGCAGCACUGCACUCGCUGCCUGGCAACGCGCAAGAGUGCCCUCUACUUGCAGGAUGGACAGUGUGUCCGCCAGUGCUUCAGAGGCUACCCUGCUGGAACGGUAUGUAAGAGCUGUGCAGCAGGAUGUGCGUCGUGUGAGCAGAACGCCACGCACUGUCUCAGCUGUGAUCAGCCCUUACUGCUUCAUAGACAUGAAUGUGUGGAAAUGUGUCCCCCUGCACACAGUCUUCACAAUGAAGAGUGUGUGGCCUGCCCACAAGACUGCCGACAGUGCUCUGAGGAAGACCAGUGUACAGAGUGUAACGACAUCACUUUCCUAUAUGACGGAGAGUGUAUUUCUGUGUGCCCUGAUGGCUACUUCAAGCACACAGAGCAACAUAUGUGCAUGCGGUGUCACUCUGACUGUAAACUGUGCGACAGCCCAGGCCCUAACAACUGUGACUCCUGCAAUGACCCUGACAGUACUCUCCAAGACGGAGCAUGUGUGACAGCCUGUCCCCCACAAACCUACAGGGACAGCAGAUCUGAGGAGUGCAUGAUGUGUCACGGCACCUGUCAGACCUGCUCGGGUCCCCUGGACACAGACUGUCUCAGCUGCUCUGAGGGCCUGAGGGCAGAUGCGUAUAAGCGCUGUGCCACGCCCACCACCUGCCCCUCCCACCACUACAGCGACCAUGACGGCGAGUGCCACCUGUGCCACAGGCAGUGCCACCAGUGCUCGGGCCCGGAGCUCAGCCAGUGCCUCAGCUGCUACGCCGGCCACUUCCUGAACAAUGGUACCUGUGUAAAGAGCUGUCCCACGGGCUUCUUUGGUGGGGAGACCCAGAAGUGUGAGCCAUGCCACCCCAACUGCAUGACCUGCAUAGGCCGCCGUAGUUACGAGUGCCUGAGCUGCAGAGCCCACCUUUACAGAAAUGGCAGGGAGUGUGUGGAGACCUGCCGGCCCAAUCACUAUGCGGAUAUGGACUCGAGGGUAUGUGAGCGGUGUGAUGAGAGCUGCCGGGAGUGUGAGGGAGCGGAUGCUGACAGCUGCCUAAGCUGUAGGGACGAUCUGCUGUUCGUGAGGAAGCAGAGCCACUGUGUGAGCUCUUGCCCUGACCUGCACUACCAUAACGUGGCAUACCGCUCCUGUGAGCCCUGCCAUGCAACCUGCAAUUCUUGCACAGGUAAAGGGGAACAGGACUGUAGCUCCUGUCAUCAUGGAUACACACUUACCGAGGGAACUUGUGAGUCUCACUGUGACGUGGGGGAGUAUCCCACAGAUAAGGAGCAGGAUUCUAAUUGCAACACCUGCGAUGAGUCCUGUUUGGCUUGUAAGGGUCCUGGGCCACAAAACUGCACAGUAUGCCCUGAAUCGUUCAUCCUGACUGGCUGGCGCUGUCUGGCUUGCUGUCUGAAUGAAGAGGCAGGCGAAGAAGAGACAAGUGUACAGGACCCAGAGUGCUGUAACUGUACACAAACCACAGGUGAGUGUGUCCUCAUUACAAACUUUGCCUUCCGCAACCAUGAGGAAGAGGAGCAGUCAGGCAACCUGGCCAUCUUCGUCACUACCACCAUCCUGCUAGUAGGUGCAUUAGUCACCUUAGUUGUCAUGUUGUUCAAACGCUCCACUUCCAAAAAGCCCCCACCUGAUGCAACUGUUGCCCGGGGUUACGAAAAACUGGGCCACGGUGGAGCUAAGGACAGACACCAUGGCAGAAGCAUGACAUCAUCUUCCUCCACUUAUGGCGGCCAGGCCAGCUCUAGUUCCGGACAUUUCCAAGAGGCACAGCUGGUGGACCUCAGUGACGGCCAGUUGGGCCAAGGGGAUGAUGAGGAUGAUGAGGAUGAAGUAGAUGAAGAUAUUGUGUACAUGGGGCAGGAUGGUACGGUUUACCGCAAGUUCAGCUAUGGGCAGAUGGGAAAGGACCAGGACGAGGAGAUGGACUAUGACGAUGAGAGCUAUAAUUUCCGAUAAUUAAAAAAAAGAUUCCUGAAACCCUCACUGGUAGCAGAAGCACUUUGUCUCCUGUAAAAUAAUGUGUUUGCCCCACUAGUCCAGUAGAUGGCUCAUAGUUCAAGAUGCACCUCAGAGACACUAAGAAGUUGAAUUAUUGAACUUCUAGGCUGGCAACAUAGGCCAAAGUUAAACCGGGUUCAACGUCUAUAACAAAAAAUGUGUUCAAAGUUGUUUUAGUAAGUUAUUGGUUAUGUUUAAGAAACUUUACAAGUGGUUUGGUUUACCUACAUCAGACAUUGGGAAGUCCAUUAUUAAUUUUGCAAUGGCUUUUAAUUUUUCUCUUCUUGCUCUAUGUAUUGCUCUAGGUUUACUAUGUAUGGUCAAACAAAAAUCACUUAACCUUUUGGUUCAUGGGUCUCAAUGUCAGCACCUUUAGACAAAUUGUUUUCUGUGCUAUUUUUGAUUGUGUGAAGCAAUGCAUUUCACUGAGGCAACCAUUUGAACAGCCCAUACACAGCAUUAAAUAUAAUUUCUGAAGGGCUUACAUGGUAACUGAGAUACCGUUUCCUUUGGAGACACAUUGACUUUGUUUGCUGUCAUUGAUUUUGUUGUGGAAGUGUGUCUCAUCCACUCAUUUUAAUAAAAGUGGGAUAAAUAACAAAUAUUGACUUUCUGAAAUUAAAAUGGAAUAUGACAACUUUCAAAAAGAAUAGCUCAGCAGGACAAAGACAUAUAUAAAAACAAACUUUUAACUUUUAUAAAUUCUAAAACUACCAGAAGUCUGCCUAUUCUAACACAAUAAUGCAUGCUACAGAAUUAAGUUAGAGGUAAAUUUAUUGAUAUUUCUGCAUCAUUUUACGUUAACACACUUUGAAAAGGCCUCUGUCUCAGCUCUCCAUUUAAUCAAUGUUUUGAGAUUAUUUCAAAUGACUACAUAACUAAGAAACAUGCAGUGACGUGCAUGCACCUGAGCACACCCACACAUGACUAUGUAAAUAUUGUGCUUGUAGCACUUGUCUUAGUUCCCCUAUGAGUUCUUUUCAUUUGUACAGGAGGAACCUGAGAGACAUAAUGGCAUACUAAUAAGAAAGCACACAUACACACACCCAACUCAUAAUUACACUUACAGGCCACCCAUAGCCACACACAAAGAGGUGUUCUGGAGUAGACUGACUGAUAGCAGUCCGCUGAAGCGGUCAACAAAUUAGUCUGUCCAGUCAGAAGUAGUCGGAUCAUUACACAUCGCAAACACCCUGGCUGAAGAAAACAGACUUCAUUUUAAAAAGCCAUUCAUUUUGAGAGAACAAUUACUUACACAAAAUACCAGGUGAUUUAUGACUAAUGGCUGGUGAGUC